GCCGGGGCUCGGAGGGGGGAGGUAGAGGCGUGCGCCGAUGCGCAGGCGCAGUGGCCGGGCGACAGAACGUGUGUUUCCAAAAUGGCGGCAGCGAUGGAUGUGGAUACCCCGACCGGCACCAACAGCGGCGCGGGCAAGAAGCGCUUUGAAGUGAAAAAGUGGAAUGCAGUAGCCCUCUGGGCCUGGGAUAUUGUGGUUGAUAACUGUGCCAUCUGCAGGAACCACAUUAUGGAUCUCUGCAUAGAAUGUCAAGCUAACCAGGCGUCUGCUACUUCUGAAGAGUGCACCGUUGCCUGGGGAGUCUGUAACCAUGCUUUUCACUUCCACUGCAUCUCUCGCUGGCUCAAAACGCGGCAGGUGUGUCCACUGGACAACAGAGAGUGGGAAUUCCAAAAGUAUGGGCACUAAGAAAAGAAUUCUUUCAUCAAGCUCAACUGUUUUUGUUAUUCAUUUAAUGACUUACCCUCCUGUUACGUAAUUGUAAAUUAGAUAGAACCGUGUCUUCUCUGCUUUUUCUUUUCAGUUUGCUAUUCCUGCAGUCAUAUUGUAUUCUCUGUCAAAUAAAAUCCAGUUGUGUUCUAGAA
This is a messenger RNA of Pteropus alecto (black flying fox), 584 nucleotides long. RefSeq names its product ring-box 1 (gene RBX1). Lineage: Eukaryota; Metazoa; Chordata; Mammalia; Chiroptera; Pteropodidae. Gene Ontology annotation, cellular component: cullin-RING ubiquitin ligase complex; nucleus. Bases 82 to 408 code for a protein of 108 amino acids. Gene Ontology annotation, molecular function: zinc ion binding; ubiquitin protein ligase activity; cullin family protein binding. The transcript has 5 exons. Gene Ontology annotation, biological process: protein ubiquitination; ubiquitin-dependent protein catabolic process. The record is from RefSeq and is a predicted model, not a curated record.